AAAAGUAAGAGCUGGCAAGUCCAUCCGCGCCGGCGGCACCAAGAGGCAGGCUUCUCCGUCAAGGAAGGCAAAGAGAGAGCGCUUGGAGGCAGCCAAGGAUGGAGUUGAGGAAGGGACGGUCUGAGCUCUCCAAGAGUCCCUGAGCUGGAAGGAGAAGCAAGGGGGCUAGAGGAGAGAGAGAGAGAGAGAGAGAGAGAGAGAGAGAGAGAGAGAGAGAGAGAGAGAGAGAGAGAGAGAUCCUUGCCCUCCACUCUCCAGAUUGAUGGGCAACCCUCGGCUCCUGCCACCUCACCAAGCCUUGGCCAGGGGGGGAAAGGCGAAGGCAAGCGCAAGAGGACGCGCCCUCGGAUGCCUCCUAAGAAAGACUGACAGCACUCAAAGAGCGCAGCCACGGAGCGCCGCUUGACCAGAAAGAGUGUGCGUGAGCCAGAAAGACGAGAGGGCGAAAGAAGAGAGAGGCUCAGGAUUCCGGGCGAGCAGGCGAGUGAGGUCCGAGGGAGACGGAUAGGAGGAGGAGGAGGGGAAAGACAGACGGAGAGAGGGAGGAGGGAGGGCUCCGUCUGGAAGUCGAGCCACCGAGGAGCGCGUCUGGCUCCGCGGAACACCGGAAGGAGAGGAGCCGGUAGGAAAGGCUUGUGGGUGGGGGGAGCAGGGGCAGGUGAGGGGGCCUCUGGAAGGAAAGCCGGGAAGCCAGGGGUGGCGUCGUGGAAGGAGGGCUGCGUUUAAGAACGGGGAAGGCGAGGAGUGAAGGGAGGCGGCCGAGCCUCCUGGGGAAGUGGAGGAGGGAGGGAGAAAGAGAAAAGAAAGAAAGUUCGUUCUGGAGAAAGGAGGGAAGCAGGGUAAGACAGGAGAAGGAAGCCUUGUUAGACCCUGGGGAAUGAGAUCUGGGGAAAGAGGGGGUUGAAAGGCACGGAGAAGUGAAGGGAGGAAGGAAGGAAGAGAUAGAUAAGAGAGACAGAGACUGGUGGGACAGACGAGGCUCCUCUUGCCGCCACCUCCUCCCAUCCCAGCAGGGCUCCUCUGCUCCCCUCGCCCCAUGCCCAGCUAACGCCUCCUGCGGCUGCUUCUCCUUUCCCUGGACUCCCAGCGGCUGCGGAGGAUGGAGGAGGAGGCCUCCGCCCCGUCGGGGCCCCGCUCGGCGGUGGAGAAACUGUCGGAGGCGGUGGGCCAGCGCACGAAAGCCCUGAGCAGCGCCCUACAUGAGGCCAACCGCCAGCGGCGCCUCCUGCUGGUCAUCGUGUGCGUGGCGCUGCUGUUGGACAACAUGCUGUACAUGGUGAUCGUGCCCAUCGUCCCGGACUUCGUGGCCGCCCUCAACGUCGCCGAGGAACGCCAGCAGGGAGCGCAGCAGCAGCAGCAACAGGCGCCCGUCCCGGCCACCGCUGCCUCCAACAUCUCCACGACUGGUGGUGGCCUGGGCUGGUCCCUCAACAGCACCCGGCCCAUGCUGAGGCCUCGCUACCCGGCCGACAGCGACGACAUCCGGAUCGGGGUGCUGUUCGCCUCCAAGGCCAUCUUGCAGCUGCUGGUCAACCCGCUGAGCGGCACGUUCAUCGACCGCGUGGGCUACACCAUCCCUCUGCUCAUCGGCCUGGGCGUCAUGUUCCUGUCCACCAUCAUCUUCGCCUUCGCCGAGAACUACGGCACCCUAUUCGCGGCGCGCAGCCUGCAGGGCCUGGGCUCGGCGUUUGCCGACACGUCGGGAAUCGCGCUCAUCGCCGACAAGUACACGGAGGAGUCGGAGCGCAACCGCGCGCUGGGGAUCGCGCUCGCCUUCAUCUCCUUCGGCAGCCUGGUGGCGCCCCCUUUCGGAGGCAUCCUGUACUACUUCGCGGGCAAGAGGGUGCCCUUCCUGGUCCUGGCCUUCAUCUCGCUCCUGGACGGCCUGCUCCUUCUGUUGGCCAUCAAGCCUUUCAGCGACAGGUCUCGGGACAACAUGCCCGUGGGCACGCCCAUCUACAAGCUCAUGAUAGACCCCUACAUCGUGGUGGUCGCCGGGGCCCUCACCACGUGCAACAUCCCCUUGGCUUUCCUGGAGCCCACCAUCUCCAACUGGAUGAAGAAGACCAUGGACGCCAACGAGUGGGAGAUGGGCCUCACCUGGCUGCCGGCCUUCAUCCCCCACGUGCUGGGCGUCUAUGUCACCGUCAAGCUGGCAGACAAGUACCCCCACCUCCAGUGGUUCUAUGGGGCGCUGGGCCUGGCCACCAUAGGGGCCUCUUCCUGCAUGGUGCCCGCCUGCCGGAACUUCUGGCAGCUUACCGUCCCUCUGUGUGGCAUCUGCUUCGGCAUUGCCCUGGUGGACACCGCCCUGCUUCCCACCCUCGCCUUCCUGGUUGACGUCCGCUACGUGUCGGUCUAUGGCAGCGUCUAUGCCAUCGCCGACAUCUCCUACUCGGUGGCAUACGCCCUGGGGCCUAUUGUGGCCGGGGAGAUCGUCCACUCCUUUGGCUUUGUGCAACUCAACCUGGGCAUGGGCCUGGCCAACGUGCUUUACGCCCCCAUCCUCCUGGCCCUCAAAAACAUUUGCCAGAUGAAGCCCUCGCACUCUGAGAGGAACAUUCUCCUGGAGGAGGGGCCCAAGGGACUCUACGACACUAUUAAGAUGGAAGAACGCAAAGGCAAGGGCAAACACCUCCACCCGGUAGGGGGCGCUGAAGAGAAUAGCGUAGACUCUUUCCAUAGAGACUUCAGAGGGGCGUCUGAAGAGGACUCUUCAGACUAUGACUAUACUUAGAGGGUGGGCGGAGUACCCCAAGAGGGAGUUAUGGAGAGCAUCUUGGCUGUUAUACCCCAAUGUGCCAAUAUACUACUUUAACCUUUGUCUUGAUGUGAUGGCUUUCUUCUUUUUCUUCUUCUUCUUCUUCUUCUUCUUCUUCUUCUUCUUCUUCUUCUUCUUCUUCUUCUUCUUCUCCUCCUCCUCCUCCUCCUCCUCCUCCUCCUCCUCCUCCUCCUCUCUCAAAGGUAUUACCUCAAACACCCUGUCAAGAUGAAAGCUCCAAAUAACUAUCCUAACAUGAACGGUGCAUUUGCAGAGAUCUGUGAUGGUCUUUUCCUGUUAAAAGAGGGAAGGGCACACGUCCAAAACUCCCUGACAAAAGCCUGUUGUGCCAAGAGGUUUUUCUCGCAAUGUUUGUGUGUGACUUUCGGCUGGUUCACACAUGCAUGUACAUCACUAAGUUUGCCACAUACACGGGGGUAAUGCUAUCCCUUGGAAGCGUUUCACACAAUUACAUGGGUUUUCUUUUUCUUUCUUUUUCCUUACACUUGACUGCGGCACACUUGAUGACUUGAAUGUGUGAACUGACUCCGCCGAGAAAGCGUUGUGUUUUUGAGGUGGUCUGAAAAUUAUGUCUGUGGUGUUGGGCUUGUGAGGGUCUGCUCCUCCUUUGUGAAUCAUCCCCUGGAUUUUGUAGCUCGAGGGAAACAGGUGCCAGUCACUCUGUCCUGCAUAAAUUCUCAUAGAAACACCUUGCAACACUUCUUAAAAUUGUAAGGGAGAAAAAAAGUAAGUUGCCAAAUGCACAUCCGGGGUCUCAAUAAAUAUUGUACAUUUUUAUAAAUAUAUAUAGGUACCUGUGUGGAAACUGUCGGUUUCAUAUUUAAUGCCAGCAAUGGAAAUCACGUCGUAUUAUUUCUCCUCUCAGCGAGGGGGACAGAAAUCUGUAACCAUUUAUU
Molecule: messenger RNA, 3678 nt
Organism: Podarcis muralis (Common wall lizard)
Lineage: Eukaryota; Metazoa; Chordata; Lepidosauria; Squamata; Lacertidae
Gene: SLC18A3
Product: solute carrier family 18 member A3
Biological process (GO): transmembrane transport; chemical synaptic transmission
Cellular component (GO): AP-2 adaptor complex; AP-1 adaptor complex; terminal bouton
Molecular function (GO): acetylcholine transmembrane transporter activity
Source: RefSeq, a predicted model, not a curated record